GUGAUGGCUAGCGAUGAAUCAAUAUUGGAUCUAGUAUUUAAGUCAAUGCAUGUUUGAAGCCAUUCAUUCAGCUCAUGUUAACUUAGACUGUUAGAAAGGUAGUUUAAAUAGUGAGACACUGAGGGACGACAAUUUAACAAAAAUCUGGGCAGUUAUACCUGUAUCUCAAAUCUACUGGGAUAAGCAAAAGGACUGCUUCGUGAACUCCAACAACAAAGGAAAGCUCAUUUUUCCUCAUCAUAAUCAGUCAGUUAUAUUUGAGAUAAACACAGGCCUAGCACUAUGGGAUGCUAUUCGCCAUUGGGAGGAAUAGAGUGGGGGAUCAUCCCAAAUUUUUCAAUUACCCUACAGUUUAUUACGCGCUGUAUCUUCAUGAAUGAUUGGGCAACUCUUACAUCAAAGAACGCUACCACUGGUUUGCUGGCACGGGAGCAAAGAAUGGGAAUAUAUUAUAUGUGUGACCAAAUUGGAGAAGGUGAAAGAGUAUGCCAGUCAACGAUCAACAUGGCUUUUCCUCAUUCAUACAAAGCAGCUGGAGCACUGGCCAUUGUUUCUUGCAUAUUGUUGGUUCUUUGCUUUGUCGCUUUCAUGGUCGGUCUUUAUUCAAUGCGCAAAUGCCCAGACAUCUUCAGCGGAAAGUACUUUGCUGUAGUAGCAAUUUUUAUGUGGAUAUCGACCUUGUGCCACAUUUUGAGCUAUACCAUAUUUGGUACCUACAUCGAAACGAACUACUAUCACGUGAGACCAUUUUACGACUCUACACUUACACUAGGAGGGUGGUACCAGAUGAUGGGGGGUUCUGGAAACAGCCUGGUGGUGGCUGCCUUGUUAACUGUUGCCGCUGGGAUGGUGUCAAGGCGUCAACGAGAAAAUAUGUGUUCGAAUGGACAAACAAAUCCAGCCGUUGAAAUGGAAAAGCAGUAAUCUCUGACAGAAACUUCAAAAUUAAAUACAUUUGAGGUACUACGUAUCCAAAGAAACAUUUCUUGACUCUACAACCUAUGCUGCCUAAGAACAGGAACAAUUUGGUAUGAACAUUUCAAU
Molecule: messenger RNA, 1044 nt
Organism: Owenia fusiformis
Lineage: Eukaryota; Metazoa; Annelida; Polychaeta; Sabellida; Oweniidae
Source: the annotation of a GenBank genome assembly